Pipra filicauda (Wire-tailed manakin) is the source of this 1741-nucleotide messenger RNA. RefSeq names its product short transient receptor potential channel 4. The transcript has 4 exons. Gene Ontology annotation, cellular component: cation channel complex; membrane. Gene Ontology annotation, biological process: manganese ion transport; calcium ion transmembrane transport; regulation of cytosolic calcium ion concentration. Gene Ontology annotation, molecular function: store-operated calcium channel activity; inositol 1,4,5 trisphosphate binding; protein binding. The coding region runs from base 679 to 1599 and encodes 306 amino acids. Lineage: Eukaryota; Metazoa; Chordata; Aves; Passeriformes; Pipridae. The record is from RefSeq and is a predicted model, not a curated record.
GGCCGAGCAGGGAGCGCAGCGGCAAGCGCGGAGAACCCCGGCGUGUGCCCCUCUGCGCUCCUUCUGCCGGUAUUUCGGUGUCUUUUUUCCCUUCCCGCGCCGCGCAGCCAGCGCUCCGGAGGGGACCGCCGCAUCGGGAGGAGCUGUUACUUUUUACAGCCGGCAUGAGGCUCCCCGAGGGAACAAGGAGACGCCGCACUAAGCAGCCGGGGAAGAACCUGCUCCUCAUCUGUUGCAGCGGAGCCCGGCGGCAGGCGCGGUUCCCCCGGCCGAAGGUGAUGGGCACCCGCUGACUCGUGGACGUGCGUCCGAGAGUGCCUGCAUGUGUGGCAGACAUGGAGAAAAUAAAGUAAAAAACGGGGAUAGUGGAUGAGAUGGACGACAGCCAGUGAAAUAAAACAGACAGCUUCUAAAAGGAUUUAAUUUGCAAACGGGAUUGUAAAAGGUACAACUUCCAUGGGAAAACGUGACCUGUUAAAACUGCUGACGGAAGAUGCCGGCUGUCAGCGCAAACACCUAAACCAAGAAGUGGUGCAGGCAAGAAGGCUUAGCAGAGGACAGCUAUUUGGAAGAAUGACAAUGCGUGCUUAAUGUGUCUCUUCUGAAAGAGACAAACUAAGCUCAGAUCUAAUUUUCAAGAAUCAUGUGAAGAGACAAAGUAUUAGAAUGGCAUAAAAUAUGGCCCAGUUCUACUAUAAAAGAAGCGUCAAUGCUCCCUACAGAGAUCGUAUCCCUCUUCGCAUCGUACGGGCAGAGUCUGAACUGUCUCAUUCAGAAAAAGCCUAUCUGAAUGCCGUGGAGAAAGGAGACUAUGCCAGUGUAAAGAAGGCUUUGGAGGAAGCAGAAAUUUAUUUCAAGAUCAAUAUUAACUGCAUUGAUCCCCUGGGAAGAACUGCACUCCUUAUUGCAAUUGAAAAUGAGAACCUUGAGCUCAUUGAGCUGCUCUUAAGUUUUAAUGUGUAUGUGGGAGAUGCUCUGUUGCACGCCAUACGGAAGGAGGUAGUUGGUGCUGUGGAGCUGCUGUUAAACCACAAGAAGCCCAGUGGGGAGAAACAGGUGCCACCAGUGCUUCUGGACAAGCAGUUUUCAGAAUUUACGCCAGAUAUCACACCUAUUAUUCUGGCUGCCCACACCAACAAUUAUGAAAUCAUAAAGCUACUUGUGCAGAAAGGGGUUUCUGUGCCCAGGCCACACGAGGUCCGCUGUAACUGUGUUGAAUGUGUCUCAAGUUCAGACGUGGACAGCCUCCGCCACUCUCGGUCCAGACUCAAUAUCUACAAGGCUCUGGCGAGCCCAUCGUUGAUUGCUUUAUCCAGUGAGGACCCUUUCCUUACUGCUUUUCAACUGAGCUGGGAGCUGCAGGAACUGAGUAAAGUCGAAAAUGAAUUUAAGUCAGAGUAUGAGGAACUGUCGCGGCAAUGCAAGCAAUUUGCAAAAGAUCUCCUGGAUCAGACACGGAGUUCCAGGGAAUUGGAAAUUAUUCUUAAUUACAGAGAUGAUAAUAGCUUGAUAGAAGAACAAAGUGGUAAUGAUCUUGCAAGAUUGAAACUGGCAAUUAAAUACCGUCAAAAAGAGGUGAGUGUGCUGGAGAAUAUUUAAGCAUAUUCACUAGUAGUAAUGUGAUAGAUAAGAGCCUGAAAUUCAUCCUUUUAACUGAGACAAAUUGCUGCUUGUCUUUUACUUUUGUUUGUUUGUUCUACCAGAUUUCUGCUUUUUGUAUAGUUUUAAUUAGAUGAAUUUG